GCAAAAGUAGAAAAAUUGUGUCUCGAGCUUCAGUUAACAAAGGUUCGUCGUUUCCUCGUACUCUCCCGGCGACAAGUGAACACCAAACACAUCACCACCAAAAAUACCGUCAACAUGCCCCCCAAGUUCGAUCCCAAUGAGGUCAAGGUGAUCCACCUUAGGGCCACUGGUGGUGAGGUCGGUGCUUCAUCAGCUCUGGCUCCCAAGAUCGGUCCUCUGGGUCUGUCGCCCAAGAAGGUCGGAGAAGAUAUUGCCAAGGCCACCGGCGACUGGAAGGGUCUCCGUGUCACCGUCAAGCUCACCAUCCAGAACCGUCAGGCCGCCGUCUCGGUCGUGCCUACCGCCUCGUCGCUCAUCAUCAGGGCUCUCAAGGAGCCCCCACGUGACCGUAAGAAGGAGAAGAACAUCAAGCACAAUAAGUCGGUCGCCCUCGACGAGAUCAUUGAGAUCGCUAGGACGAUGAAGUUCAAGUCCUUCUCCAAGGACCUUGCUGGUGUCGUCAAGGAGAUUCUCGGAACCGCCUACAGUGUCGGUUGCCAGGUUGACGGAAAGAGCCCGCGUGAGAUCACCGACGCCAUCAAUGCUGGCGAGAUUGAUAUCCCCGAGGAGUAAGCGUUAUGACAUGGGCGACUUGGUUUUUUUCUAGGGCAUCGGUUGGAGUUCGGGCUUGCUUUGGGACUGAAAUGUCCAGCCGCGGCAAACAAAAUGGGUUUCCUCACGACGUUUCGGGUUUCUGAAAUAACGAAUGCUGAACAGAACAUGACCUGGUCCAGACAGGUUUUUGUGCCG
Molecule: messenger RNA, 789 nt
Organism: Pyricularia oryzae 70-15
Lineage: Eukaryota; Fungi; Ascomycota; Sordariomycetes; Magnaporthales; Pyriculariaceae
Product: 60S ribosomal protein L12
Exons: 5
Coding region: 115-612 (165 amino acids)
Biological process (GO): translation
Cellular component (GO): cytosolic large ribosomal subunit; ribosome
Molecular function (GO): large ribosomal subunit rRNA binding; structural constituent of ribosome
Source: RefSeq, a predicted model, not a curated record